GUGGAGACAAAAUAAUGUUUGAAUACGAUAAAACCAAAACUUUGUCAGACAGCACCCUCAGACAGUUGGUUAACAUGCUCGUUGCCGACAUGAUUGAAGCUCAUGGAAGAACUCCUCCACAAACUGUGCGGACUAAGUAUGCUCUAGGUAUUGUCACUUUGUUUCCUAACCUGGAGGACCCAUAUUCUAAAAACGGAUAUGAGCAUUGCUACGAUGCGUCUAGCGGCACUGGGUACCUGGCCCGGCGCUUAAAAACUGUAAAGAGAAGUACUGCAGUUGGUGAAAAAAAACAGACCCAAGUCAACUGAAGCCAACAAUGGUCCACUUUCAGAGAGAGUACCAUUUUCAAACACCGAACAGCUGACCGGAGAUGAGUGCAGAGAGGCGAUAUCAACUAUGAAACACACUUCAGAUGAGACCGUUGUUAGGGAAAAAAUGAAGAUAACAUUUCAAUACAGACAGGCUAUGGUCCAUAGUCCAGAGAAGUCUCUAGAUGUAUUGGACAUGUUCCCUAGAUUCCUGGACACACCUGGCCUUAUUGAACAAGAUUUUUUGCUACUAUUUGGAGAAGAGAUCUCAGGAAAGUUUCUGGCAAAGUGGCCAACCUACUUCAAACAGAGAGUGAUCAAUGACAGCAAAGGAUUGUCCUCCAGUCACCACAUUGAGGAACUCAUCAAAGAUGCUCAGCGUGAACCUGGUGAUGACUCUACAGGGUGGGAUAGUGACAUCUCAGCCUUACUGUUGCUGCUGUAUCUCCUGCCCCCAACUCCAAAAGGUCACAAGAAGGCAGCAAAGAUCAGCCCCCUUCAGGCAGCUGACCAUGUGGUGCGAUUUCUUAGGAUGGGAACCAGCAUUCCAAUGUUUUUGGAGAAAGUCGGAUCUGCACAGCCUUUCCUGCUCUGUAUUGGAGAAAAUACCAAGAGCAUUCAGAGGUUCUUCAUUAUUGUCGACAUGAAACCAAUUCCAUGCAAGGCUCCGACGACGGUAGCAGCAUUUGAUGAGCUCUUUAAAGCACACUUUGUGUUCAGCACAUCAUACCACGAAAGUCUGGCAAACUUCUACAUGUUCAUCCAAACGGCAGUGUACAACAUAGAUGCUGGAACCUCCAAAGAAAGACCAAGAGUCAGAGAACUAAGGGCAAGAUUUCUCAGUGGAAAGGAGUGAUUGAAGAUAGGGUCAAAGCAUGUUUACAUGUUUUAUUUGUAAAACUUCUCAUCGGACUUCCUCUCUGAUUUGUCGGCAUUUGAAACUUCUACACGGACUUUACCCUGGAAAGCUCUUGCGUUUACGAUGUGCAGAGUUCGGAUGUUCUUCAAUGUUUGGCACAUAUUCUGGAUUUAAGAAACAUUUAAUCACAGUUCAUGGUGAUGGGACAGUCCACAAUGUGAGUGUGAAUGAGGGUGAAUCCAGUGGUAACUGUGAAAGAACUUUUGAGCUGAAUCUUAGUGAAGCUGACUCAACACCUUCAACUUCACAACACGAUUCAGCAGUGCUUAAGUCUGAAAAACUGUUGCAGGACAUGUGUGGAUCUGUUGUUGCUCAGUUACAGGCAUCAAGAAUUGCUAACAGUACAGUUCAGAGUGUAGUUGUUUCAAUGGAGGAGUUGAUAAAUGAUAUUCAAAGCCAUACAAGAGAGACAAUUUUGAGAAGUUUUUCAUCAGUUCAGG
Sinocyclocheilus anshuiensis is the source of this 1667-nucleotide messenger RNA. RefSeq lists its product as uncharacterized. The coding region runs from base 397 to 1164 and encodes 255 amino acids. The record is from RefSeq and is a predicted model, not a curated record. NCBI's taxonomy places the organism in Eukaryota, Metazoa, Chordata, Actinopteri, Cypriniformes, Cyprinidae. The transcript has 6 exons.